Messenger RNA from Phyllostomus discolor (pale spear-nosed bat), 1379 nucleotides. RefSeq names its product pirin (gene PIR). Bases 174 to 1187 code for a protein of 337 amino acids. Gene Ontology annotation, cellular component: nucleus. The transcript has 10 exons. Gene Ontology annotation, molecular function: quercetin 2,3-dioxygenase activity. Lineage: Eukaryota; Metazoa; Chordata; Mammalia; Chiroptera; Phyllostomidae. The record is from RefSeq and is a predicted model, not a curated record. Gene Ontology annotation, biological process: monocyte differentiation.
AGGGGCGCAGAGGCUAAAUGGCGGCUUGCAAUUGAGCUGGCAGGGGAGGGCGGAGCAAGAACACCCGCACAGUGUCAAUAAGGAGUGUCGCCCCUGCCCAAGGCCCCCGAGACCCACGAACUACCGCCUCCGCCUCCCGCCUCCUUGUGUCUGCGAAGUGCUGAGUCACAGUGAUGUGGCUUCCCCACGCCUUUCCUGCACGCUGCUUCCUUGCACUCCGCCUGCUGUCUGCAUCCGCACCCCCUGCACAGGUUCCAGCCGAGGCUUCCUCUACAGGUCAGCAUCAGAGCAGCCUCUUUUGGGACUUUGACAUGGUAUCCUCCAAGAAGGUCACCCUCUCGGUGCUCAGCCAGGAACAGUCAGAAGGGGUUGGAGCAAGGGUCCGCAGAGGCAUUGGCAGACCUGAGUUAAAAAAUCUGGAUCCAUUUUUACUGUUUGAUGAAUUUAAAGGUGGUAGACCAGGCGGAUUUCCUGAUCACCCACAUCGAGGUUUUGAAACAGUAUCUUACCUCCUGGAAGGUGGCAGCAUGGCGCAUGAAGACUUCUGUGGACACGUUGGUCAGUUGAACCCAGGAGACCUGCAGUGGAUGACUGCAGGCCGCGGCAUUCUUCACGCUGAGAUGCCAUGCUCAGAGGAGCCAGCCCAUGGAUUACAACUGUGGGUUAAUUUGAGGAGCUCAGAGAAGAUGGUGGAGCCUCAGUACCAGGAACUGAAAAGUAAAGAAAUUCCUAAACCCAGUAAGGAUGGUGUGACAGUUGCUGUCAUCUCUGGAGAAGCCCUGGGAGUCAAGUCCAAGGUUUACACUCGCACACCAACCUUAUAUUUGGACUUCAAACUGGACCAAGGAGCAAAGCAUUCCCAGCCUGUUCCUAAAGGGUGGACAAGCUUCAUUUAUACCAUCGCUGGGAAUGUGUAUAUUGGGCCUGAUGAUGCACAACAAAAAAUAGAACUGCAUCACACAGCAGUGCUGGGGGAAGGUGACAGUGUCCAGGUGGAGAACAAGGAUCCUGAGAGAUGUCACUUUGUCCUGAUUGCUGGGGAGCCAUUAGGAGAACCAGUUGUCCAACAUGGCCCAUUCGUGAUGAACACUAAUGAAGAGAUUUCUCAGGCCAUUCUUGACUUCAGAAAUGCAAAAAAUGGGUUUGAAAGAGCCAAAACCUGGAAAUCAAAGAUUGGAAACUACUGAGCACAAGAGCAGGUCUUUCAGUAUUUUUGCCAUUUGUAGCAUCUAUUCAGUCAAUGCAUUCAAUUUCCAAAGCUGACUUAGCAGGUGCUUCUGAAGAAUUCCACACUAAAGUGAUAACAUGGUUUUUAUAUCGGUGCAUAUGACGUAUUUCCUGGCACAUGUAAAUAAAUCUAAUUGUUGCUCCUUUAAAAA